Molecule: messenger RNA, 255 nt
Organism: Heterostelium album PN500
Lineage: Eukaryota; Evosea; Eumycetozoa; Acytosteliales; Acytosteliaceae
Gene: lyrm4
Product: LYR motif-containing protein
Exons: 1
Coding region: 1-255 (84 amino acids)
Biological process (GO): iron-sulfur cluster assembly
Cellular component (GO): mitochondrion; L-cysteine desulfurase complex
Source: RefSeq, a predicted model, not a curated record
AUGAGCCAAUCAGCAACUAGACAAACAGUUCUUCAACUAUAUAGAAGUAUGCAAAGAGAGGCAAACAAAUUCUCUAGCUACAAUUUCAGAGAGUAUUCAAAGAGAAGAAUAGCAUUGGGUUUCAGAGAAAAUAAAUUGGCAACACCAGAUCAAACUAAAGAUUUAAUCGUUCAAUCACAGAACGACUAUGAAAUGUUAAAAAGACAAGCAACAAUCAACUCACUGUAUGCUCAUAGAAAGGUUGUAGUUGAAUAA